Messenger RNA from Brugia pahangi, 1212 nucleotides. Lineage: Eukaryota; Metazoa; Nematoda; Chromadorea; Rhabditida; Onchocercidae. The record is from the annotation of a GenBank genome assembly.
AUGGAAUUUGCAUUAAUACCGAUCCUGCUAGCCUAUCCAGUAUCGGCAUGUUUUGGUGGUUUUGGCGGUCCUGGUUGUUGUCCACCACAGCAACAAGGAUGUACUGGACCUAUUUGUACUCCUGGUGGUCCUAGCGGUCCUAGUGGAGCAUGUUGUCCACCACAGCAACAAGGAUGCACUGGACCUAUUUGUACUCCUGCUGGUCUUGGCGGUCUUGGCGGUCUUGGUGGUCUUGGUGGACCAUGUUGCCCACCACAACAACAGGGAUGCACUGGACCUAUUUGUACUCCUGGUGGUCUUGGCGGUCUUGGUGGUCUUGGCCUUGGUGGACCAUGUUGCCCACCACAGCAACAAGGAUGCACGGGACCUAUUUGUACUCCUGGUGGUCUUGGCGGUCUUGGUGGUCUUGGCCUUGGUGGACCAUGUUGCCCACCACAGCAACAAGGAUGCACUGGACCUAUUUGUACUCCUGUUGGUCUUGGUCUUGGUCUUGGUGGACCAUGUUGCCCACCGCAACAACAAGGAUGCUCUGGGCCCAUUUGUACUCCAGUUCAAACGGCUGGUGGUGGCAGAGGAGGGUAUGUAGCACCACCAUUUCCAGGUGGCUUUGGUGGAUUACCAGGUAGUGCAGGGAGCUACGUAGCACCAGCACCACAAGCAGCAGAACCAAUACCACAAUCAUCUUAUAAUGCACCACAAGCAGCACCACCAAUACCGCAAUCAUCUUAUAAUGCACCUCAAGCAGCACCACCAAUACCGCAAUCAUCUUAUAAUGCACCUCAAGCGGCACCACCAAUACUGCAAUCAUCUUAUAAUGCACCACAAGCGGCACCACCGUCAUUUUUUAAUGCUCCUCAAGCACCACCACAACAAUCACAGUCCUACAGCGAAGCUCGUGGACUGGCUGCUUCUCAGGUACAAUACAAAGAUUCCACUCUGGGUGGUGCAUCACAAUCACUCUUGCUAUCACCGGAAAAUCCAUCGGUAUCAGGACGAUUUGCGGAAGGUGUUGAGCAAGCAACUCUCCCUGAUGGCGGUACAAUUGAUCUUGCAUCAGCAUCAGCGGCAGCGGCAGCGGCAGCAUCCAUCGGUGAAGCGGAAGCGGUGCAAAGUGAAAAUGCUCAGGAAGUAGCACAACAGUCAUUAUCAACAGUUCAACCACAUGCAGUUCCAGCUCGUCGACAAAGUCUCAAGCGAUAUUCUCGAUAUUAA